GUGCAAGGCCUCACAUCCAACAUGGCCGCCAGCAGCCCGGCCUCUUCCCCCAUGAACGACGCUGCCCCGCCCGGUCGGACGUGCCGUCGUGUUCCCAUGGCGACUGGGUCAGGAAGUGUCCAUCCGGCUGCCGCCUGCAUGCUGUCCUCUUGCAGGCAGAAAUGGAAAUGGACAGGAAGCUGGACGGGUUCUGCAAGAAUGCCAAGACGUUGGAGAACACGUUUGAAGAGUUCAUGGCGAAGGUCGUGACCGUCUACCGUCAUCAUCGGAAGGCCCUGGUCUUCCAACAUGUGUCGGAGCUGAAGUUCGUGCAAGACGCUGCUGAGCUGGCGAAGAACUUGACUUUGCUGCGGCAACGAUCUUGGCGGCUGCAGCAGCGGAUGGACGAGCUGAACGAACGUGUCCAGCAGCAGGUGGAAGAACUGUGGAGGGCUGAGGUGGACGUGGACAUGAAGCUGCGCGCAUGUAGGGGUUCCUGCAGGGUGGCGCUGCCAUUCAACAUCGACCAUGAUGCUUAUUGGAGACUUCGGGGCGAUGCAGCUCAAUUUGACCAUCGGAGAAGGAAGCAGGCUUCACCUCCAAGAGAUAUCCCACAAAUCAAACUGCGGCCUGUCCUUGUAGGCCCGCCUCCAUCCAAAGAGUACAAGCAGAUCCCGAUUGUUCGGAGCGAACUGCUUACCCAGUUUGAGGACAUUGGACAAAAUCAGCUAUUUGUGGAAAAGUCUGAAAAUGACAAACCUCAAGAAUCCUAACACUUUCCCAACAAACACUACCUACAAUAUUAUUAUUACUAUGUAGAUUAGUUCCACGGUAACGCUAGCCUGGCAAGCCACACCCACUAAAAAACCUGGUCGCAAAACGAACCGUCCAAUCAAAUCCAUUUAAUUGCUGUGACGUACGCAACGUCACAACUGCGGAAGUCCAUCCUCAUUCAAAAUGGCGCGCGGGAGAAAUGGUACUUUGUUGACACCAUUCUGCAUUAAAUCAGUUUUAACUCAUUGGAAACACACAAGAAAAUUAAACCCUGAGUAGUUGACGACACUGGAAUCAUUUAUUUUAAAAGAAGACCUUUUUUUGGUGUUUCUUUGGCGUCACGUCCACCCUUUGCUGUUUAGGUUCUUCGAACUGUGUUUGCCCCGCCUAAUAAAUGCACUAGAAGCGACUCCCCCCAUCCGACCCAACCCGACAGCGUUGGAUCUAGCUUGCCAGGCUAAGUAACACCACCAUCGAAUCUAUUCUAGGACGGCUUGACUUUUCUGUAUCCCACCCACACCAAGUCAGCGGAUGAGUAAGAUAGCACCCGAUGUUAGCAAACUUAGUUUUAAUAUUGCAGCGGUGCCAUUACGAUCAAAUGUAAAUCUUGAGCUUAAUAAAUUCCAGUAAUGAACUUUGACCAGCUUGACAUGCCGCUGACCAGGAAAGUCGCCUUUGUCAUAUCUUGUUGAGGAGCUACUUACUGCACAUUUAACUUAUUAGUCAAAUCAAUGGGUAAAGAUUUCUGGCCCCAAAGACCGGAAAUGCGCUACGAGAUCAGACUCCAGAGAUAAAUGAAACAACUUUAGUCAUCAUUGACUACUGGAUUCGAUUUAUCUUGCUCAUCUGAAAAUAGAUAUGCACAUUGGCUCCAAUGCGCCCUCGACUCUCGUGGGGAUUAGCGGUUCAGAUAAUGAAUGGAUGGAUGGGUUUCAUUAAUUAAAGCUAUUUUUAGUCUUUAAGGUAGUAGAUGUGGUGGGGCGGCGUAUAGCGCCCUCUGUUGACCAGUCGACACUGCCAAAAUCCCAAUACAGUACAGCAUCCUUAUUUAGCAGUGGUAUAUGUGUACUGUGCUAAUGUUUGUUGAAUGAGCUGGUAAACACGUUGACUGUAUUUUGACAAAGAUGAAAUGGACACAAGUUCUUCAAGUAAGUGUGACAUUUAUUAACAAAGUCUCUAUUAUUGUUGUUUAUCAAGAGGCGAAGACGGGUCGUAUCUUCAUGCUGAUGGCUUUGAGCGAGUACCAGCUUCCCUUCCAGUUCAUCCACACGAUGCCGUCGUCCGUGCCGUGUUUGGCCAUCUGCUUGGUGUAGGCUCCGCCAAUAUAGUAUCGGCCGUUGGGAUUGGCUGAAUGGCAGCGGUUGUACCACCAGCCGCCGCCGUCCUCUCUGGCGCACUGCUUUGAGGGGUCGCCGGGAUUCCUGGGGUCAAGUGGAAAAGUGUGAGGUCAUUGUUAAUGGCAUUCAGGCCUGAACACUUAAAAUGAUCAAUAUCCACCAUGCAGCUAGCUCAUACACAAUCAUGGACCCUGAAAUGUAGCAGCGAGCAUACUCGUCGAAAAACACACUAGCACAACCGGAUGUGAGUGAUGGUUACAUGGGCCGUAAAUGGCCACACCCACCAGUUGUCGUUGUCUCUGUCGUAAGUGCUGAACUUUGCGCCAUGGUGUAUGGUCAUCGUGCGGUUCUCCCCAAACAGCUCCAGAGCGCCGUCCAGGAGACAGUUCCCGGCGUUGCCCGAGUAUUCGCUCACUGCCAGCAUGUAGUUAGACGACUCGGACUGCAUUGUGAACCGGCGAUAAAGGCCGGAGACCUGAACGCAAAACGACACAACCAUGAGUGGUAAGUACAUUUGUCUUUGUUGAGACGCCAAGCUCACCUUAGCGCCCGUCCAGUCCUGCAUCUCGAUGAGAAGCUCCGUCGGACCCAUCUUGGUCAGCUGACUGAUGCGUUCGUUGCCCAGCCAGUAUUCACCUGUCUCAUGAUUGGAAGUGAGAUUUGUUGUUCUGCUGCCUUUCUAGGCAACAUAAAAAAAACAAGAUUGACCUGGAGUCUCGCAGUGACCCUUGCCCACGUCCAUCGCGAUGUUCCCAAAACCACGGCGGUACUCGUCCCAGCGUCGGCCAAAGUCCACGCUGCCGUC
This is a messenger RNA of Syngnathus typhle (broad-nosed pipefish), 2895 nucleotides long. RefSeq names its product fibrinogen alpha chain. The record is from RefSeq and is a predicted model, not a curated record. Gene Ontology annotation, biological process: blood coagulation. The transcript is spliced from 4 exons. Lineage: Eukaryota; Metazoa; Chordata; Actinopteri; Syngnathiformes; Syngnathidae. Bases 162 to 752 code for a protein of 196 amino acids.